Pygoscelis adeliae (Adelie penguin) is the source of this 1334-nucleotide messenger RNA. RefSeq names its product ribosomal protein S27-like (gene RPS27L). Gene Ontology annotation, biological process: ribosomal small subunit assembly; translation. The transcript is spliced from 4 exons. The coding region runs from base 1 to 264 and encodes 87 amino acids. Gene Ontology annotation, cellular component: cytosolic small ribosomal subunit; ribosome. Lineage: Eukaryota; Metazoa; Chordata; Aves; Sphenisciformes; Spheniscidae. Gene Ontology annotation, molecular function: structural constituent of ribosome; RNA binding. The record is from RefSeq and is a predicted model, not a curated record.
AUGGCGCUUUUGCAACUGGCUAAAGAUCUAGUGCAUCCCUCCUUAGAGGAUGAGAGGAGGAAGCACAAAAAGAAACGGCUUGUGCAGAGCCCAAACUCCUACUUUAUGGAUGUAAAAUGCCCAGGAUGCUACAAGAUCACCACUGUAUUCAGCCAUGCUCAGACAGUAGUUCUCUGUGUAGGGUGCUCCACUGUCCUGUGUCAGCCUACUGGGGGGAAAGCCAGGCUCACAGAAGGCUGUUCAUUUAGAAGAAAGCAACACUGAACACUUCGGCAUGUGGUUUUGGAUCUGUGUUCCUGAAAGCCUUAACAGUUUAAAAAUGCCUGUUAAUACAACAAUGUAAUUAAGAUUGAUUUUGUAAAAAUUACAUGCUACUGGUGCCUAAUAAGCUGGAAUCUCUUUUUCAAUGAAUGAAGUGCAAGUUUUUCCUGCAAGUUUGUAGACAACUGAGCUCUAUUCUUAUAAUUUUACUUUUAAACAGUGUAUUGUUAAUUGGGUGGUGUCAUUUAAUAUAAAAACCUUGGACUUGCUACAUCCUUCCCCUCAUUAAUUAUCAGCUACAGCUGUGUAAUGCAUAUCGUGACAGAAACUGCUGUAAGAAUGCAUUUUGUAUACUUUAUUACUGCAGCUACCCUAACUGCAAGGGUUGCAAAGGCUAGAUAGAUUUAAAAUGGCUCAUUUGCUUUCAGCAUUUCUUUAGUCCCUUUACCGUGUUGAGUAACAUGGUGAUAAAUAAAAAUAUAAAGUUACUCACUUAUGUUCAGCUCUUUUUCUGGAAUGCAUGUUUUUUCCCUCCCUCAAUCUGGUCUUGAAACUGCAUUUUGUAUUCUAUACUGAGAUAUCUAUUUAAAAAAGGAAAAAUAGUCGUUUGCGAAACACUGAAAGCAUUCAGUAUAGAGAAAGUAUAUGGUAUGUAAGCAACAGUAAGUCAGCAAACUACACUAACAGCUGUGAAUAGUAUCCAGUCAUUAAAAAAAAAAAACCUAGUACAGCAAAACCAUGCAUAUCUUCAGUAUUAAAUACUGACAUUAAAUAAUUACCUUUUUGCAAUGAGGAAACAGGUUUUUAGCUAGUUUUUAAAAGCCAUCCCUUUCUAAAUGGCUGUUAAAAAGUGGAUUUUUUGUUUUUUUAAACCACGAGAAAACAUUCAAACAAAGUCUUACAUGUAUCUUAUUUUACUAAAUAAUAUCUCAAGUUAUGUAUCAACAUCUCUUUCAAAGUAUCAGGUGUCUUGAUAAGCUAAUUAUUGUUGGGAAUUUCUAUUUAACCUGUAUUCUUUUUAUGACUUUUAAAACUUGUAUGUUUCUAGUCAAUAAAAAAACCCCAAAAUCUGG